Messenger RNA from Pseudocercospora fijiensis CIRAD86, 798 nucleotides. RefSeq lists its product as uncharacterized. Gene Ontology annotation, cellular component: cytoplasm. The record is from RefSeq and is a predicted model, not a curated record. Lineage: Eukaryota; Fungi; Ascomycota; Dothideomycetes; Mycosphaerellales; Mycosphaerellaceae. The transcript is spliced from 5 exons. The coding region runs from base 1 to 798 and encodes 265 amino acids.
AUGGCCUCCCAUCCAGACGCCGACCUUCACCCCGUCGCCACAGGCCCGGCAAAAUCCAUCGUCGACGCCCACCAGAAAGAAGAACCCUUGAAACUCUACUCAGGCUGGUUCUGCCCUUUCGUCCAAAGAGUCUGGUCCAUUUUCGAAGAAAAGAAAAUCCCAUACCAAUACAUCGAAAACAAAUCGCAAUCCCUCCUCUCCCUCAACCCUCGCGGGCUCGUGCCCACCCUCCAAUUCUCUGACAAACCCCUCUUCGAAUCUACCGUCAUUUGCGAAUUUUUGGAGGAUGCCUACCCGGAAUCCACGCCGAAAUUCUUGCCUGAAGAUGUGUAUUUGCGAGCGAAGACUAGGCUUUGGAUUGAGUUCUUUUCGAGGAGCCUUGUUCCGGCUUUUCAUCGAUUUUUGCAGGUAACUAGGGUUAGCAACUUCGAAGAUAAGCAGUUAGAAUCGGAGACUAUAGAUAAAGACCUUAGCAAAGAAGACGAAGAUCUUAGUAGUAACGAGGAAGGGGAGGAGCCGACGUUGAUUGAUUUUGCGGUUGCGCCUUGGAUUGUGAGGUUGUGGGGUUCCGAUCAGUUCAAGGGGGGUUUGGGGAUUCCUGGGGAGGGAAAGGGGGGUAGGGAUGAGGUUGUUUGGGAGAGGUUGAGGAGGUGGAAGAUGGCGCUGGAGAAUAGGCCGAGUAUUCGUGAUACGACGUCGGAGAGGGAGUAUUAUUUGCCUAUUUAUCAGAGGUAUGCUGAGGAUCGUGCGCAGAGUGAGCUGGCGAAGAGUAUUCGGAAGGGUCAAGGUGUUGUGUAG